This is a messenger RNA of Saccostrea echinata, 1659 nucleotides long. RefSeq lists its product as uncharacterized. The coding region runs from base 1 to 1659 and encodes 552 amino acids. Gene Ontology annotation, molecular function: zinc ion binding; protein binding. The transcript has a single exon. NCBI's taxonomy places the organism in Eukaryota, Metazoa, Mollusca, Bivalvia, Ostreida, Ostreidae. The record is from RefSeq and is a predicted model, not a curated record.
AUGAGCUUGCAAGGAUGCAGCACCCAGUGUAAAGUACGACAGUGUUCUCAAUGUCAGGGGGAUACAGAAUUCUGCUGUAACACGUGUAGAGAUUACCUGUGUCUACAGUGUAAAGAGAAACAUGUUAAUGACCUAGACACCAUAUGCCAUGAUGUGAUAAUAUACCGUGAGAAAUUUAAAUACAUUCCAAAACAAGAGACAUGUGCGAAACAUCCAGACAAAAUCUAUGAAAUGUUCUGUCACUCAUGUAAAUUUCCCGUCUGUUUCCAAUGUGAAAAACACAAAAAACACAAUGUACUAGACAUAAGAGCAGCAUAUAAAACAAACAGACAACAACAUAAAGAAAUAGUUCACAACAUCAGAAGUGAGACUCUUUAUAACAGUUUUUCUCUCCUGGCAGAAAUCAAAACUGAUAUGAAAACUUGUCACACCGAAAUCUCUAACCGUCAGUCAGAGAUGUUAACAAAAGCCCAGAGAUUAAAGGACCUCAUUGACACUAUGAUAUUUGAUGUGAAAAUUAGACACAAAACCCUUAUUCAUAGACUGCAACAACAGAAGAGAAAAAUGAAGAGAAACCUUGCUAGCAUAGAGAACUAUGAAGACAGAUCUGAACAGUCAGCAAACAGACCGAUAAUAUUCCUCUUAUUCUUAAAGAAAACCCGUGUCCCCAAGAUAAAAGACACUCCUAUUCUCACACAAUACGCCCUGCUAUAUUUGACUAAAAGAUUCAACACGAGGGAUGUAAUAAUGUGUGUGAGUAAUAUCCAAACAAUAGAGACAAGAAAAAGACAAAUAAGAAAUAAUCGUUUGCUAAAACUGAUGUCUACACCUGUGUUACACAGAACUGACACAGUGCCAAAUGUUAAUUAUAUAAGACACAUUACCUGUGUGACGUCAAACUUGUUCUGGAUCAGUGAUUAUAAGAAUAUCAUAUUGACAAACACAGCAGGUGAUACACUACAUUUUCUGGCUGAUAUAAAACAGUGGGGUUAUGCGGUACAUACAGUGAACAUCACCGGUGAUCUUAUUUAUAUAGACAGGGAUCAUAACAUUGAUAAACUAUCUAAAGAUAACAAAAAUAUUUCUAUCCUGAUAAAGGAAAGAAGACCAUGGAGACCAGACUGUGUCUACAGCUCCCCCUCCAGUGGAGACCUGCUGGUCGGGAUGUGUAAUACUGAUACAAAGACAGCCAGGGUGAAUAGAUAUAGCAAUACAGGACAUCACUUACAGAAAAUACAACACAAUAACAAAGGUCAAAAUCUGUACAGUAGACCUCUGUACAUCACAGAGAACUGCAAUGGAGAUGUUAUUGUAUCUGACUUAGACCAUGGUGUAGUGGUGACACAGGGUGAUGGGAGAUAUCGCUUCUCCUACAUAGGAUCCCCAUACGGAUCAUUACUAGAACCACGUGGAAUCUGUACAGAUGCAUUGUCACACAUCCUGGUGUGUGACUUUAGGAGCCAAUGGGUACACAUUAUUGACAAAGAUGGCUACUUCCUUUCACUGAUAGUGACACAACAGCAUGGGAUAGACAAACCAUGGAGCCUGAGUUAUGACAACAAAACACAUCUUCUCUGGGUUGGAUCGUGGGGCAAUGACAGAGUGUGUGUUUACAGAUACAUAGAGAGGCAGAACUAUUUGACAGAAAAUUGUGAAUAG